UUUUCCUCCUUGCGAUACAGCCUGUCACAGCUCGAGGUUUUCUUUCACCCUGCUCCGCAAAGUUACCCUCUCUGUGAAGGGACGGUUUCGCUCUGUAGUCGUUAUUAAAGAAGAUGCGUGUAGUUAGAAACUGUAUGUGUGAAGAAACGACUUCCUACUGCAGCAGUCGAUUCUAAGGAAACUUUUAAUUUUGUGCUUCAAGAAGCCUGAUUACUUCUUGGAUUACUUUUCUACCUUGGUCUAGAAGAUAACUUGAGGAAAAUGGAAACAGAUGAGGCUCAAGAUAUGUCCCAGGUUUCAGGAAAGGAAAGUCCUCCAAUUAGUGAUGUCCCAGAUGAUGCAGAUGAACCUAUGCCUGUACCAGAGGACCUUUCCACAAGUACUGGAGGACAACAGAGUGCUAAGAAUGAGAGAGUCUUGGCUGCAUACGGGGCAGAAGGCUUUAGGGACUUUCAUGCAAUAAUUCCCAAAUCUUUUUCCCCCGGUAAUAUUAAAAUAGAGACUCAGAGUGAUGAAGAGAAUGGGCGUGCCUGUGAAAUGAAUGGGGAAGAAUGUGCGGAGGAUUUACGAAUGCUUGAUACCUCGGGAGAGAAAAUGAAUGGCUCACACAAUGGCCCAGGCAGCAAGGCUAUGUCAGGAGUUGGAGGCAUUCGACUUCCUAAUGGAAAGCUAAAAUGUGAUAUCUGUGGGAUAAUUUGCAUCGGUCCCAAUGUGCUCAUGGUUCACAAACGAAGCCACACGGGAGAACGCCCUUUCCAGUGCAAUCAGUGCGGAGCCUCCUUUACACAGAAGGGCAACCUUCUGCGCCACAUAAAGUUGCACUCGGGUGAAAAGCCCUUCAAGUGUCACCUGUGUAACUACGCCUGCCGUCGCAGGGAUGCUCUCACAGGACACCUGAGGACUCACUCGGUUGGCAAACCCCAUAAGUGUGGAUACUGUGGUCGCAGCUAUAAGCAGCGCAGCUCUUUGGAAGAACAUAAAGAACGCUGCCAUAACUACCUGCAAACCAUGAAUAUCUCAAGCAGCCUUUAUUCAGUCAUAAAAGAGGAAACUAACCAGAGUGAAAUGGCUGAAGACCUGUGCAAGAUAGGGUCAGAAAGAUCCCUCGUGCUGGAUAGACUAGCAAGUAACGUCGCCAAACGUAAGAGCUCUAUGCCUCAGAAAUUUGUUGGUGAGAAAUGUCUGCCCGAUCUUCCAUACGAUGCCACCACCAACUAUGAGAAGGAGAAUGAGAUAAUGCAGACGCACGUUAUAGACCAGGCCAUUAAUAACGCCAUCAGUUACCUGGGGGCAGAGUCCUUGCGUCCCCUUGUCCAGACACCACCAGGUGGUGCUGAGGUGGUGCCUGUCAUCAGCCCCAUGUACCAGCUCCACAAACCUCUCGGGGACAAUCAGGCUCGCUCCAACCAUACAGCUCAGGACAGCGCAGUGGAAAACUUGUUGCUGCUUUCCAAAGCCAAAUCUGUCUCCUCCGAACGAGAUGCCUCUCCCAGCAACAGCUGCCAAGACUCAACAGAUACAGAAAGCAAUAACGAGGAACGCAGUGGUUUAAUUUACCUGACAAACCACAUAGGUCCCCAUGCAAGAAAUGGCAUCUCGAUAAAAGAAGAAAACAGGCAAUAUGAUGUCUUGAGGGCAGGUACUGACAAUUCCCAGGAUGCUUUCAAAGUGAUCAGCAGCAAUGGGGAGCAAGUGAAAGUUUACAAGUGCGAACACUGUCGAGUCCUUUUCUUGGAUCACGUGAUGUACACGAUCCAUAUGGGCUGCCACGGGUUCCGCGAUCCUUUUGAAUGCAACAUGUGUGGCUACCAUAGCCAGGACAGGUACGAAUUCUCUUCCCACAUAACUCGAGGGGAGCACCGUUUCCACAUGAGCUAAAACUCCUCCGGCACAGAUCUAGCCUCAACAGCUGCGUUACUGGAGCUGCACGAGCCACAACAGCAACAAAGCACAAGUCAGCUGGACAGUAAAAGUAACACAAGAAUCAGAAGUUCAGCUAUCUUCUCCCACGAGAACAGCUUUUUCCUUUUGGUAGCAUGCAUUGCAGCUCAGUUUUCUAAAAUGAGUACUAAAGUUUUUACCGAAAAUGUUUGAUCACCAAAAACCUUUAGUAAUGUAAGUAGGAGCUUUUGUAGUCACAUAGCUGAAAGCCCUUCCCUUAACUGAUGCUUCUUGCAAACCUCCCUUGCCAAAACUGUUAACCAUGCGCAGGAUGCACCACGCGGACGAGGACACAGCAGGCAGGAGUGGCCGAGCUUUCUCUCUUAACACCUUGAGCGUAGGGCUCUUACACCAGAUGUAUGUUUUUUGACUUCCUGGUAUUAUUUGACUCUUUUGGAAAGAUUAAACUCAACUAAAGAUGGAGGGGCCCAUCUCAGAUGACUUCACAGACAGCUGGGGUGGGACGGGCCCCCCCAGCCAGAGGGUUCUGAGUUGCUUUGGCAGUAAAAAGUAGAAUGUUUCCACCUGCAAGGGUGCUGCUGGUAUUGACGUCACGGCAUGCCUUGUUUGUGUCACUAGGCAGGUGAGCAGGUAUGUGAAAGAUGGAAGAAACACCCUUGUAAUAUACUCUGUGAAGUAUGAAUUGCGUUUAAUGUAUAGAAAAAGGGUAUUGUUGGCUCUUCUUUGAAUAAAUGUUUUCUCUCCCUAUCCAAUAAAACCCCACUUUUCAUUAAGCAACCCCUCCUCU
Molecule: messenger RNA, 2689 nt
Organism: Gymnogyps californianus (California condor)
Lineage: Eukaryota; Metazoa; Chordata; Aves; Accipitriformes; Cathartidae
Gene: IKZF1
Product: IKAROS family zinc finger 1
Exons: 9
Coding region: 262-1878 (538 amino acids)
Biological process (GO): regulation of transcription by RNA polymerase II
Molecular function (GO): DNA-binding transcription factor activity; RNA polymerase II cis-regulatory region sequence-specific DNA binding
Source: RefSeq, a predicted model, not a curated record